Messenger RNA from Calypte anna (Anna's hummingbird), 920 nucleotides. RefSeq names its product galectin 3 (gene LGALS3). The record is from RefSeq and is a predicted model, not a curated record. Bases 83 to 835 code for a protein of 250 amino acids. Lineage: Eukaryota; Metazoa; Chordata; Aves; Apodiformes; Trochilidae. Gene Ontology annotation, molecular function: carbohydrate binding; IgE binding; laminin binding. Gene Ontology annotation, biological process: negative regulation of endocytosis; positive regulation of calcium ion import; neutrophil chemotaxis. Gene Ontology annotation, cellular component: immunological synapse; nucleus. The transcript has 6 exons.
GGGUCCCCGGUACCGGCUCCGGACCGCCGUGUAGAGCCGAGUCCCAGGAGCUGCUACCGGAAUCCUCAGCAGAGCAGGAAAAAUGUCGGAUGCUUUCUCUUUAUCUGAUGCUUUGCCUGCCAGCAACAACCCCAACCCCUCUGCCCCACAACCCCAGGGCUGGCCCUCCUGGGGGAACCAACCUGGGGCAUUCCCAGCAUUUCCUGGCCCUCCAGGGACUUUUCCUGGAGCACCAGGAGCAUAUCCUGGAGGACCAGCAGGACCAGGACCAUAUCCAGGAGCACCAGGACCCUAUCCAGGAGCACCAGGAGCAUUCCCUGGAGCACCAGCAGGACCAGGGCCAUAUCCUGUGCCAGGACAACCACCCAGCGACCCUGGAUUUGGGGCCCCUCCUGCACAGGGGGGUCCAGCUCCACCCUUGAAAGUGCCCUUUGAGCUGCCCCUGCAGGCAGGACUUGUCCCUCGACUGCUCAUCACCAUCACAGGGACCAUCAACCCCAAACCAAACAGGUUUUCACUGGAUUUCAAGAAAGGGAAUGACAUUGCCUUCCACUUCAACCCCCGCUUCAAUGAAGACAACAGGAAAGUCAUUGUCUGCAAUUCCAUGUUCCAGAAUAUCUGGGGAAAAGAGGAGAGGACAGCUCCUAGGUUUCCAUUUGAAGCUGGAAAACCCUUCAAGCUCCAGGUCCUCUGUGAGGUGGAUCACUUCAAGGUGGCAGUCAACGAUGCUCACCUGCUGCAGUUCAACUUCCGUGAGAAGCAGCUGAAGGAGGUCACCAGGCUCUGCAUUGCUGGGGACAUCACCCUCACCAGUGUCAUGCCCACCAUGAUAUAACUGGGAUGCUCACCCCAACCUCAGUGCUGUAACACAAGUGCUUUCUUGCAUUUAUACUUUGAGGUAAAUAAAAUAAAAUAAAUCU